UUUUUCUGUAGGUCAGAGGUUAGGUGUUUUCUUCCCACGCGGAAAGUUUGCAGUUCGGAGAUAGCGUGUAUCUCAUCUUAAGGGUACUGUCUCUUUGUUCGGCGGGGGAAAUGUCCUUACAGGCAAUCCGAUACAAGCGUGGGGAGCUGCAGCUUCUGAACCAGCUGCUGCUGCCCGAUAGGACGGAGUAUGACGACGUCAGGACGGUGGAAGACGGCUGGCGGGCGAUCAAAGGAAUGAAGGUACGUGGAGCGCCCGCCAUAGCCAUAGCGGGAUGUCUUAGUGUCGGGGUGGAGAUAGCCAAUAGGGACUUCUGUUCUGCAGAAGAGCUGGUGAAGUUCGUGACAGACAGUCUGGCGUACCUGGUGACGGCUCGCCCCACCGCCGUCAACAUGACAGAAGCCUCCACCCGCCUGUCAAAACAGAUCUCUCAACGUAGUAAAGAAGGUCAUUCCAGUAAAGACAAGCUCAAGGAUUGGUUUCUACAGGCAGUACAGGACAUGUUGGACAGAGAUGUGGAAGACAAUAAGACCAUGGGCAGGUACGGUGCUGAUCACAUCCUACAGAACGUGGGGGAGAAAGAACUCACAGUUCUCACACACUGUAACACCGGGUCUCUGGCCACGGCAGGCUACGGAACUGCACUGGGUGUGAUCAGAUCUCUACAUGAGAAGAAGGCCAUCGCGGAGGUGUACUGUACAGAGACCAGGCCGUAUAACCAGGGCGCCAGGUUAACAGCAUACGAACUGGUACAUGACAACAUCCCCGCCACACUCGUCACUGACAGUAUGGUGGCUGCACUCAUGAGGACAAAAGGGAUCUCAGCUGUUGUUGUCGGCGCAGACAGAGUGGUUGCUAACGGCGACACGGCCAACAAAAUCGGCACGUACCAGCUGGCCAUACUGGCCCACCAUCAUGGCGUCCCGUUCUACAUCGCCGCGCCGUCCACGACCUGUGACCUUUCCCUGCGAACGGGAGAGGAGAUCGUGAUCGAACAGAGGCCACACAAGGAGAUGACUCAUAUCAAUGGUACAAGAUUGGCACCUGAAGGAAUCAAGUGCUGGAAUCCUGCCUUUGACGUAACGCCUCACGACCUAAUCACAGGGGGUAUCAUCACAGAGAAGGGGGUGUUCCCCCCUGACAAGUUAGAAACAGCACUACAACAGCUCAGUGGACAGGACAGAUAAAAACACUAAAGCUGACUGGCUACAUUGCAACCAAAGAAAAGUAUUAAGGCAAUAUUUAUAUAAGGCAAUGUAAUGUAUGCACAAGAUGAAAUCAUAAAAAUGAUUGUCAAAAGACA
Molecule: messenger RNA, 1303 nt
Organism: Branchiostoma belcheri (Belcher's lancelet)
Lineage: Eukaryota; Metazoa; Chordata; Leptocardii; Amphioxiformes; Branchiostomatidae
Product: methylthioribose-1-phosphate isomerase-like
Exons: 6
Coding region: 111-1187 (358 amino acids)
Molecular function (GO): S-methyl-5-thioribose-1-phosphate isomerase activity
Source: RefSeq, a predicted model, not a curated record